Molecule: messenger RNA, 801 nt
Organism: Penicillium verhagenii
Lineage: Eukaryota; Fungi; Ascomycota; Eurotiomycetes; Eurotiales; Aspergillaceae
Product: alpha/beta fold hydrolase
Exons: 1
Coding region: 1-801 (266 amino acids)
Source: RefSeq, a predicted model, not a curated record
AUGGCAUUCGAAUGCUCUACUAUCCCCCUCCAGGUAAAGGGCGUCAAGCUCAACCUCUCAACAAUCCACUACUUCAACUUCAACCCCCCAAUCCUCUUCCUACACGGAUUCGGCUCCAGCAAAGAAGACCUAGCCGACCUCUCCCUCCACCCCUCCCUCCAAAACUACGGCUUCAUCGCCUACGAUGCACCAGGCUGCGGCCAAUCCGACAGCACCGACCUCUCCAUAACCGACAUCCCCUUCCUAGUGGCCUGCGCCGAAGCCAUCCUCGCGCACUUCCAAGUCAACAAGUUCCACCUAAUAGGCCACUCAAUGGGCGGGCUGACGGGGCUCCUAUUCGCAAAGCGACACCCGGACCGGGUUCUCAGCUUCAUAGAUAUCAAGGGAAACCUUGCGCCAGAAGACUGCUUCCUCAGUCGGCAGAUCUUUAAUUUUCCGUCUGAGGACCCGGGCGCGUUUUUGGAGGACUUUAUUAGUCGGGUGCGGAAGUCGAAGUCGUUUGGGAGUAUGAUGUAUGCGAGUUCGUUGCCUGCGCGGGUGAGGGCGGGGGUUGUGCGGCCGAUCUUUGAUUCGAUGGUGCGGUUGUCGGAUGAGGAGGACCUGCUUGUUAUGUUUUUGGGGCUGCCUUGUCCGAAGAUGUUUAUGUUUGGGGAUGAGUAUAGAUGGUUGCCGUAUUUGGAGAGGUUGGGGAAGGGGGAGGUGGAGUUGGCGAAAAUCUCGGAGACGGGGCAUUUUCCUAUGUAUUCGAAUCCGGUGGAGAUGUAUCGUCGGAUUUCGGAUUUUUUGCAUAAAGUAGGUUGA